AUGGCCAAGCUUGCAGCUCUCUUAGCAGCCCUCAUCCUCGUGGCCCACGUCACAUCCGCCUUCCGCACCACCGUCACCACCAUCGAGUCCGAUGAGAACCCCAUCGGCCGCCGUGGCAGCCGCGAGCAAUGCCGCCAGCAGGUCGAGCAGCGGAACCUGAACCACUGCAUGCGCUACCUGCAGGAGCAGCAACGGGGUCUCGGCGAUGAGCUCAAUGUCAGCCACUACGACCAGUGCUGCAACGAGCUGAGGAUGAUCCGCGACGAGCAGUGCCGCUGCGAGGGGCUGCAGAUGGAGAUGGAGCGUGAGCAGCAGCAAGGAAGGAUGAGGCGUCAGGAGCUGAGGAAGAUGAUGCAGAGCGCUCAGAUGUUGCCCAACACGUGCGGGAUGAGGCCUUCCCAGUGUCAAUUUGACAUGCCCUACUACUGA
This is a messenger RNA of Morus notabilis, 429 nucleotides long. RefSeq names its product 2S albumin. Lineage: Eukaryota; Viridiplantae; Streptophyta; Magnoliopsida; Rosales; Moraceae. The record is from RefSeq and is a predicted model, not a curated record. Gene Ontology annotation, molecular function: nutrient reservoir activity. The transcript has a single exon. Bases 1 to 429 code for a protein of 142 amino acids.